Athalia rosae (coleseed sawfly) is the source of this 3102-nucleotide messenger RNA. RefSeq lists its product as uncharacterized. Bases 360 to 2597 code for a protein of 745 amino acids. The transcript has 11 exons. Lineage: Eukaryota; Metazoa; Arthropoda; Insecta; Hymenoptera; Athaliidae. Gene Ontology annotation, molecular function: chromatin binding. The record is from RefSeq and is a predicted model, not a curated record. Gene Ontology annotation, biological process: pattern specification process. Gene Ontology annotation, cellular component: nucleus.
AGUCUAGAGGCAUCGCUGAAAUCGUGCUCGAGAUUGUUACUACAUUUUUUGGAGGUUUCAUAAAUUUUAAAGAAAAAACCGACCAUUGCUUCGGUGUAUAGAUGACGAGCAACGUUGAUCACCAAUUGCCGGGGUAUCCUUGCUGGAGUAGCUGUAGAUUUGUUUGCAAUACGUAAUUUGAAGAGCUGAAAUGAUAAUCAAAGAGUCAAAUCAGUCGCCCCGUUCAUGAAUUGUAACAAGAACAAUCUAUCUCACCUGAAUCAUAUGGAUGUAAUGGAUCAAAGGGGAAAGGAAUAGAUCUUAAAGUAAUCAAUUUUGUCUUCCUGGUCGGCAGAUCAAUACUUGGAUGUUUAUUCUCGAUGUUUAGGGAAGCUGAUCAAAUCUUUGAGAGUACUGGUAAAAAUGAAGAUAUUAUAGAUUACAUGGAAAAUGAAUCCGCUGGAAAACAUUCAACGAUAUUGACUCCCCAUCAGGGAGCCUCGACCCCUGAUACCAAAGUAACCUCAGAUCCAAAAAACACUCAAAUUCGAAUCGUCAAAGGAACAAAGAAGAUGAGGAUUGAUUCAGGCGACUCUGGUCACACGGGUGAAAGAAAAGACUCAAAGGAUGACGAGAGUAUUGAGGCUAAAGUUGUAAGAUCUCUCAAAAGAUCUUGUGAAUUAUGGUCGAUGGAAGACAAAAAUACAUUUUUCAAGGCCAUUAACGAAUAUGGCAAGGACUUUGAUGCUCUUCAGAAUUAUUUUUCGAAUCAGGGGAAAAAGAAAGGUGUCUCUGAGAAUAUGAUAAAAAAUAAGGAACAGAUUCGUCACUUUUACUACCGCACUUGGCACAAAAUUUCUAAACAUCUCAAAUUCUCUGAAGACGUCAAGAAAGCUUCGCAAGAAUUGUACGGCCUCAUUAACUAUGGUGAGUUGAGGAGGAAGCUGCCAAGGAUCCAUGAAAAAGUUCACCUCAAAUUGAACGAGCUCGUCUAUUGGGGUUCGACACAAGUGAGGCUGAGAGGAAAAACGAUGAGAAUUAAAACCCCAAUCUGUAGGACUUUGAGAAAAUUAAAUCAACUAGAAGAUUGGCAGGAGGAAAUCAAGUUACCAUCCCGAGUGAACAUCGAGUUGAGGCCUGGAAAUAAUUUGGCUUGGUGGCAAGUUCAAGCUGCGGCAAUGAACCCAAGAGUGAGGGCAUUGGUUCCCAUUCAAAGACGUCUUUCAACCUUGUUGACAUUCUUGCAACAACGUUGGCGACCUUCUAAGUACAGAACCUGCACAUUUAUCAAUGGCCAAGUAGGCGUGGACCUUAGUGAUACGUCUCGAUUGUUGCGGGUCUCACCACUGGAUGGUACAAAGAUCUCUCUCCCUACCGUCAAUCUUGGAGAAUAUCUGACCAGCGAUAGCGUCAGCUUGAACGCAUACGAGAAGCGGUUGGGCUUGAAGGGUUCAAAACUUGAGUUACUGGGAGCAUUUCAUUAUCUGAAAGGUGUUGGCAGAAAAGGAAUAAAGAGAAAUAGAUCGGACAGAAGAGCAUCAAGCCGUGCGGAAGACCCCAUUAUACCCCUGGACAACAACAGCGAUGGUGACGCCACCGAUUCCACUCUCAUGGAUAAAACUCUUCUCGGCCAUGAUCAAACGAUCUCGGACUCGCCCUUGGAACCUAAUAGAUUUCCCGGUAGGGAAAAUGUGCCCAGAAUACGCUUAGGAUGGAAUAACGAAGAAGCCAAUACCAUUACAGUUGGAGAUCUUUAUCUUAUGUUCGGCCGUGACUCAAAAAUAGUUCUGGAGUAUUGGUGGGACCUACCGAACAGAGAGAGUCAUCUUCGAGGCAUGGAAAAGCCAAAGUCCAUCGGUGCCUUUUACGACGACACAUUGUCUUUGGCGCUCCAGAAAUUGUUGUCCAUAGCAAAGCACAGCUACGGUGCGAAUAAAGGAUAUGAGAAUAAUUCAGGAAGCAACGAAACUGUCGUUUCUUCUCGUAUUCUGUCGACCAAGGAUUCAACGUUCCGUCGCCCGCUGAUUCCGCAGCCUUUCCACAAAAUCGGCCCUUCGGACUCCUUCAAAUCUCAGCUAGAUAAGUUCAAAUACCGUUAUGGAAAAAGGGCAAGGACGGUACGCCAAAAGAAUCUGGUUCAGCGUGUUCUGCCGAUGCAAAUAUCGAAAACGGUCGAGGUUGGUGAAAAUUUUACCCAAGAAGAGUCAGGCGAAAGAUCGGUCUUGAAUACGAUCAUCGACGACGAAAAAAAUCCAGUUGUCGAAGCUGCCAGCGAUUCCAAGAGGGAACAUUUUCUAGGCGUAUUGUCAGAUGACGUCGAAGCUAAGCCCUGCAAUUCGAUUAUUACAAGUGCUACGCAAAUCCUCAAGGAAGGAGAACAGCAGUGGCUCAACAGCGAGGUGGCUGAUUUUUCACUAAGCAGUUUCCUGGGACAGCUCGAAUCACCCGUUAAGAUUUCCCAACAAACCAAUGCCGAAGAUCACGCCAAGGAAGACAGUCGCCCCGCGUCCGACGUCGUGUCGCAAAUGCAGGGCUUGAUGGGAGAAAACAGCGUUGAUUAUCUCGCCAAGUUUGCCGACCUAGCAUCGCAAAUAGCGUGUGAUGAGCACAAAAAAUGAACAGAUUUCGCACUUAUACUUUGUUACCUGCAAACCCUCGAUCUACAUCAUGCCGAGGUACGUUUUCUUUUGACUACAUGAUAUCCGAGUGUAAAUAUCACAUGGACACGUAAAAUAUUUGAUCUGACAAUCAAAUCGUAGCCAUAUUCUUCCAAACGCUCCAUCGGUAUGGGCUCUUGAGCGAAUUCUGGGAUCAAUGAUUAACUGAAAACCGAAGAGUGAAAAAUGAAUCAUGAGGAAAAGUUCAUAUAUCGGAUAUCCAAGCAAGGAUUCUCUGAGACGUUAUUGUCAUAAUUUAUCGAAGAAACACAGGUAUCAUGCCUUUCAUACGUGAGGGUAUGUAUCGAAACAAAUGCCCUUGUCAAACGACUUUUGCAAGACACUCGAUUUUUACGAUUAUACCUGCGUAUUAUAUCUGGAGGUAGAUACGUACUUUGUUGACACGCGAUAUGUAUAAUUCGCAAUGUCAAACCGGUUCUACUAAAUAUAGAUGUGGCAAAAACAA